This is a messenger RNA of Xenia sp. Carnegie-2017, 914 nucleotides long. Its product is annotated as transgelin-2-like. The coding region runs from base 185 to 751 and encodes 188 amino acids. The transcript is spliced from 6 exons. Gene Ontology annotation, molecular function: protein binding. NCBI's taxonomy places the organism in Eukaryota, Metazoa, Cnidaria, Anthozoa, Malacalcyonacea, Xeniidae. The record is from RefSeq and is a predicted model, not a curated record.
AGGUCGUUUCAAUGUAACGUUAAUGUGAUAUCACAUUAACACACGUCACACUGAAGUUAUUUUGGGGCGUGGACAAAGCAAAUAUAUUUAUGUUGUUUCAUACGAAGCAGUGCAUUGCCUGUGUUCUGUUGCAGAGAUCAAGUACUCCAAGUAAAUCUUUCCAAAUAAACAAAAUUCAAACACGAUGGCAGAUAGACCAAGAGGAUAUGGUAUGACCGCAGACUUGCAGAGAAAGAAAAUGGCGAAAUACGAUCCUGAACGCGAGAGAGAAGCAAUCGCAUUUAUAUCAGAAACGACAGGAAAACCUUUUGAAGGCGGUUUCCAUGAAACACUCAAGGAUGGAACCCUUUUAUGCGAAUUGGCAAAUGCAAUAAAACCAGGAUCUGUCAAAAAGAUUAACGAAUCCAAAAUGGCUUUCAAAAUGAUGGAAAACAUUGGAAACUUUCUAAAGUUUGCAGGCGAAGUAGGAGUAAACAAAGCUGAUUUAUUUCAGACAGUCGACUUAUACGAAGCACAAAACAUACCAGGGGUCAUUGAUGGUAUUUUAUCAGUAAAACGAAAGUUGAGUGGAGGCGAAUCUACACCAAAUGUUCGCAAUUUCAGUGAAGAACAGUUAAAAGCCGGUAAAAACAUUAUUGGUUUACAAAUGGGUUCAAACAAAGGAGCAUCUCAAAAAGGAAUGACAGCACCGGGCGCAACUCGACAAAUUCGUCACGAGGAUAAUAUGGAUCGCAGUCAAGAAAAUAUAUAAAUAAAAUACUGUUAUGUUAGUUACUGCAUGCGUUAUAUUUAAAAAGAUUUGAUGAGUGUUCUAAAGACGUUUCUCACUAGCAACUGAAAAAUGUCGAGAUGUACUAAUUGUAUUUUUAAUUCAACUUAAGUAUUUUUAAAUAUAUACUUUUUUUUCGUUAUUA